GCUCCCGCGCGUUGGAAGUUGGAACUCGUUGAAAUGUGAACUUCCUCUCGUUCCGUAAAUUACAGUAUAUACGACUUUUAGUACGUAGCCAUGGCCACCGAAGUGGGAGCCCCAGAAGCUAUGGCAGAAGACACCACCAAGCUGCCCCAGAAGCGCUACUUUCGCCAACGCGCGCAUGCAAACCCCUUUUCCGACCACCAACUGGUGUAGUACCUCCAUACGCCCGGAAGACUAUGACUGGUCAAAACACUACCCUGCCUGGUUCCCAACCAAAGCUGGACAGGAGGAAAAGUUCGUCGAGUUUGCUGAUAUAGGAUGCGGUUAUGGAGGACUUUUGACCUCGCUCUCACCCCUGUUUCCGUCAACACUCAUGCUGGGCAUGGAAAUUCGUGUCAAGGUCGAGGACUACGUUCACAAACGCAUCGAAGCUCUGCGCGAACAGAACAAAGAGAAGGCGAUAGAUGCGUCCGGAUCCUAUCAAAAUAUCUCCGUUAUCCGGAUGAACGCCAUGAAGUUCAGCCCCAAUUUCUUCAGGAAGGGCCAACUCUCCAAGAUGUUCUUCUUGUUCCCUGACCCUCACUUCAAGAAGCGCAAGCACAAGGCUCGCAUUGUGACAUCGACGCUCUUGGCAGAGUACGCCUACAUGCUUCGUGUUGGAGGCAUUCUGUAUACUGUCACCGACGUGCGCGAUUUGCACGAGUGGAUGGUCAAGCAUUUGGAUGAGCAUCCUUUGUUUGUGCGAAUGAGUGACGAAGAGCUGAAGGACGACCCAUGCGUACCGUGCGUUAUGCAGGAGACGGAAGAGGGGAAGAAGGUGGAAAGGAAUCAAGGCGACAAGUUCUUAGCUGUUUAUAGACGAGUAGAUGUGGAUUUUUCACUAAAUUGGAAGGGUUUUCGGCCAAUUCUCGGCGAUGAUGGGGAGGACGGAGAGGGCGGCGCCGACGACGGAGAUGAUGCAUAGUUAGACACAGUUAUACGGUAGUUGCAAAUGAGACGCAGUCCGCGGGAGUGACACAUUAGUGCGCA
Fimicolochytrium jonesii is the source of this 1026-nucleotide messenger RNA. Its product is annotated as putative methyltransferase-domain-containing protein. The transcript is spliced from 4 exons. Bases 176 to 961 code for a protein of 261 amino acids. The record is from RefSeq and is a predicted model, not a curated record. Gene Ontology annotation, biological process: RNA (guanine-N7)-methylation; tRNA methylation. Lineage: Eukaryota; Fungi; Chytridiomycota; Chytridiomycetes; Spizellomycetales; Powellomycetaceae. Gene Ontology annotation, cellular component: tRNA methyltransferase complex. Gene Ontology annotation, molecular function: tRNA (guanine(46)-N7)-methyltransferase activity.